CACACACACAAUCUCUCCUAUCUUAACGUUAGGUCACCAAUACCUGCAGGCUAGUAUGUUGGCAGAAUAAAAAUAGCAUCUCAUCUUCUUUUGUGCUAUUCGGUGAUUCUUGAGUUGGGUGCAUCAUGUGUCUCCUUAAAACAAAUGACUUGCACCGGAUUUUCCUAGAACUCGACAGAAAUGGUGAUGGUCUCUUGAGUGCAGUGGAGCUCAAUUGGCUUCUUGAAAGCAUCGGAGGAGUCCAUUUUAGUCUGGAGGAGCUUGAGUCUUCGGUGGGGAAGUCAUGCCUCAACUUUGAUGAGUUCUUGUUAUUCUACGACUCCAUAACAAAGCAAAGCGGCGGCGGAGACAGCGAGGCAGUACUAGCAGAUGAUCAGGAGGGCUGCAACAGGGAGGACUGUGACCUUGUUAAGGCAUUUAAGGUGUUUGAUUCUGACGGCGACGGAUUCAUUUCUAUCGAGGAGCUUCAAAGCAUGCUGUCACGACUUGGACUAUGGGAUGAGACGACUGGCAAGGAUUGUAGAAGUAUGAUUUGUAGAUAUGAUACAAACUUAGAUGGGGUUCUUGAUUUUGAGGAAUUCAAGAAGAUGAUGCUUCAUUCCAGUUCUUAAUUAAUUAAUCAUUUUUGGGGCAGUAGUCUAGGACUCUAGAGGUUUGGAUUUUUACCUUAGGUUUGAAUUCGUGAUGGUCGGCCUCUUAGACCUCACUGGCUGUCGAUCUUGUAGGCCAACUUUUAAUGCUAUAUGUAUCGCUUUCAUGCUGGUUGAAUGUAGUUGUUAUGGUACAUCUAUGUAUGUACAGCAGAAUUUUCAGGGAGUUAUAUCAGAACCGAUUUCCGGUUGCCACA
This is a messenger RNA of Populus euphratica (Euphrates poplar), 847 nucleotides long. Its product is annotated as probable calcium-binding protein CML44. Lineage: Eukaryota; Viridiplantae; Streptophyta; Magnoliopsida; Malpighiales; Salicaceae. The transcript has a single exon. Gene Ontology annotation, molecular function: calcium ion binding. The coding region runs from base 126 to 611 and encodes 161 amino acids. The record is from RefSeq and is a predicted model, not a curated record.